GGAUUCGGAUCUGUUUCUCAUCCUCCUCCUUGAGAUCGAAUCGGAAAAUAUCAUGAUCCUUUUGGUUUGCGUUCGUCUUCAAUCUGCGAUUGAAGUCGACUUCGAUGCGAAUCGAGUAACAGAGCAUGAAUUAAUUUCAUGUGCCGAUCUGGAGCAUGAACUUGAAUGGAUCUGAUGCGAGAUCAUGAAUCUGAAGUUACUUUAGCUAAAAUUCCUUUCAAUUUAAGCGAGUUGAGGAUGAUGCAACCUGCUUUGUAAGCUUUGCUUGAAAUAUGGAAAUGGCAACUGAUAUGGGUCGAGCUUACUGUGAAUGGUCACAUGAUGAGAUGCCAGAUUGGAGCGAUUCUCGGGAACCGUCAAUUUCACAAAUUCUUGAUCAUGGAUCGAUAUCCUUUGGAAGGUUUUCAGUUGAGUCAUUAUCAUGGGAAAAAUGGUCAGUUUUCUCACACAAUAGAUGUCAAGAGGAGCUGGAGAAAUUCAAAACCCCAGGUUUAGUAGCCCAGAAGAAAGCGUAUUUUGAAGCUUAUUACAAAAGGAUUAGAGUGCUAAAGGCUUUGCAGGACCAGCAAACUGAGGCCACAUUGGAUGCUGGUGGUAGUAGCAGUGUCUAUAGCCAAACUAGUGAAGAAGAACACAACACUUCGCAAGUUGAAAAUACCAUUAGCGAAAUUGCAGUAACUGAACAGACCAAUCUAUGUGAAGGGAAUGUUAUUGAAGUUUCUAUAGAACAGGAAAUGCACGGUGAUGGUCCUCUGCUUCAAAACUUGGCGAUGGAACCCACAGUAUCAUGUCCAGAUUCAUCAAUACGAAGCAUCAACGAUGACAGUAUAGAAGAGAUUGAACAACAGAAAAAUGACUGCAUGAAUCUCGACGUUGAAGGGAUCCCAAAUAAAGAAGAGUGUUUGAUUGCUGCAAUUGAGCCUGUCACUGCUGCACCAGAACAGAUGGUGUUACCUAAGAAAAGGAAUUUGAACAAUACACAAACAGACAGUCUUGCCCCCAAUAGAGUUGAGCUGAACAAAAAAAGUAGCAAGGACGUCACAUCCAUUCCAAAGGCCAAGGGUGCUGCUUCAUUUAGAAAUCCUCGAAGGUCGAAACCUAAUUCUAUUCAUAAGGAACCUGUUGCUGCUUUAGCCAAGGACAAUGUGAAGUUGGACAGUAGAACCAAGACAGAUGUAGUUAAAUCUUCAAGGGGGCUCAGAUAUCCUCCCCAUAAGGCGACUGGCAAGGCAGAGAGCAGUAUCAGUUCAAACAAGGCAAAUUCUAAUAUGCCCUCUAUCAGCAACAGAUCUACCUCCACAUCUAAUUCAGGCAAGGCAUUUCCCAACACGGUCUCCAGCAACAACAAAUCUACCAAUGAUUCUAUUUCAAGCAAGGUGACUUCUAAUAGGGUGUCAGGAAGCAACAGAAAUACCUCCAUUUCUUCACAUAGACCACUCACUGAAGUACGCUCUAAUAUUACCAUUCCUCGCCCUUUUUCCCUUUCAACCGAAAGGCGAUCGACUGCACCUGCUAGCGCUAGAGAUAUCAUACAGGGGUAUUCUGGUUCUAAAUCCUCAAACAGAUUGGCAGGGUUAUCAGUUCACAAAAAAGGCAUGUCAGCCAUGCAGAACACUUCAAUGGAUAUGACCGCUACUGGUGGCAUGAAAAGCACAGGUUUAACAAACAGAAGGAGCCAUGAAGCUGUAAGAAAAUCUGCGGUGGAUAGCCAUUGCACAAUAACAAAGGGAAAAGAUAUGGAUGACCAAAGACAGAAAUCAAUGUCUACUAACCUGCCUGCUCGGAGUAAAUCAAAUCAGACCAGUGGAAAUGAAUCCAAUGUCAGAAGUAACAACAGAAGUGAGGUAAAAAUGGAAAGCAACCUCAAACAAUUCCGGCAAAGUUCAAAGCUCCUAGCUUCACUCUCCAGAACUGGAAUUCCAAAACCAGAUCAUAGAAAGAUCAUACCAUCACGUUCUGCCAAUCUAACACUCGACAGCCAGAAGUCUAGGCGAGGGACACCAUGUUGGCGAUGAAUUGUGAAUAUGAUGAGAAGGAAUAUUCCAUCUGAACAACCACACCCAUCCCGUGUGCACAAAAAGGCAUAUAAGGAUGAAAGAGAUAGCAUCUGUGGUGACCUGCAUGUUAUGGGCUGCUAGAACGAAACAAUGCAUCCAGUAGUGUUAUUUCAUCAUGUGGAAGAGUACAAAAUCUCCAUUUGUAGCUAAGCUUGGGCGGUCCUUUCAAAUGCAUUGCAAUAACAACUGUAAAAAAGAAGCUGGUUAGAAAGCCUAGAGGUGUAAAUCUUCAUCAUAUUUAUGAUGCAUCUGGUAAUAGUACAUUGAAUUUCACCAUAAGAGAUUCAGCCAAUCAGCCCCCUGUAGUGGAAGCACACCAAAGGUUCGUUUGGAUGCACUAUCGAAUUGAAUUACAAUUUUUAGUGUCA
Magnolia sinica is the source of this 2425-nucleotide messenger RNA. RefSeq names its product protein WVD2-like 7. The transcript has 11 exons. Lineage: Eukaryota; Viridiplantae; Streptophyta; Magnoliopsida; Magnoliales; Magnoliaceae. The coding region runs from base 273 to 2015 and encodes 580 amino acids. The record is from RefSeq and is a predicted model, not a curated record.